UAGCCGGAGGCGAGUUGUGAAACUACCGGUGUGCUCAAUGUCAUCUGUGCGGCCGGCACAUCAGCGUUACGGGAGCCGAAACUGAUGGGUGAUAUAUGUCCAUAAAUUAAAGGAUCUUUCGUUCGCUAAGUAUAAAUAAAACGUAUUAUUCUACCGAGUAUCGCUUAAAAGCCUCUCUGACAAGCGUUCAUUGGCAUUUGUUGUGACAUCAUUCAUGUAUUCGGUCUAUCCAGUAUUAUUUCACUUUAACAUUUAAACAGUACCGUUCCGGUUACAAAUCGCUGCAUGACAACGCUAGUUUAUGCCGCCUGCGCUCUAUCGGAAAAUAUUUUAUACUUUUUUUUCGUUGCAGUGGUUUAUUCACACUGUGUUUGAAGUUGUGGAAAUAAAAGUGAUACGAGAGUUAGUUUGCUUAGCCUCCCAGUGGUAGGUUUUAAACAUUAUACUGAAAAAAAGUAUCAAGUUAGAAACAGAGGACAGCUUACAAACGAGUUUCAGCCCGGCCAGGCCGUUAGUCGUCAUAGUAGUUCGUCUAUAACUACGGGCACAUGGCUGGGCAGCUUGUUCCACUCUCCCACCACCUGUUGUGUAAAGACGGGCCUCCUGCUCUCGGUUUUCAGUGCACUUCCACGUAGUUUUCACUCCAGCUAAAUAUAUUUUAUUACCUAAUAUUUAGUUUAGUACUCUGCAGUACACGUUUUUUGUGCUGGCAGUGUAAGUUCUCCACACAGGUACAUUGUGCUGGGAAAGACUCCUGGCUCUUUAGCUCCCCGAGCCCUCACCCGCGCCCCCUGCUGGUGGAGAGCCAUGCUGCUCCAGCAGGGCAUCCGAAUGGCCAGGGGCCUCGUGCAGCUGGUGGAGCGCAGGGUCGCGGCUCACCUCCACAGGCAGGCCCUGAAGCUGGCCUUCCAGAGGAGCCCCCCGCGCCUCGGAGCGCCCACAGACCGGACCCUCACGCAGGUGUCGCCCCGGCUCUUCUCCUCAGCCCCCCGGGACUACAGCCUGCCCAACGACAGCUGGUCGGCGGAGAUGCGGCGCCUGUACGAUCAGUACGACCAGGAGCCGGGGGGCGGGGGCCGCUGGAAGAGGCUGCCCAGCUACAACCGCUUCCUCAAGUACGCCACGGGAGGGCAGUGCCUCAGUAGGCUGGUUCAGUCUCGGGCUCGGCUCUUCACCAGGAACAUCAAGGAGCCCGGUGCUGCAUUCGAGUACGCCAUCUUCAUAAACGAGGAAGAGAAGAGGGCUGUCUGUGUCUUCCAGGCCGGGCAUCUCCUGGAGGGGCCUCCUGGGCAUGUGCAUGGGGGAGCCAUCGCCACCAUUAUCGACAAUGUGACGGGCGCCUGUGCCACCUACAUCUCCGGGUUCGUCUUGACCGCCAACCUCAACAUCAACUACUGCAGCCCCAUCUCUCUGGGCUCGGUGGUUCUGGUCGACUGUGCUGUGGAUCGGGUCGAGGGCCGCAAGACCUGGGUCUCCUGCCGGAUCACCAGCGCCGACGGCUCCAAACUGCACACAGAGGCCACAGGCCUGUUCGUAUCUGUUGGAGUGAGCCAUCUGUUCACAGGCUGACGCCGGAGAAGAGAGACACGGAGCGAUCACAUGACUGCAGGCUUGGCCAUGUGGAGGCAGCAGGAACUGAAACUGACUGCAGGACCCCCCCCCCAAGUCUCUGGACUGUAGGGUUACAGUGUGACCCAGACUGGACCAGU
Molecule: messenger RNA, 1709 nt
Organism: Lepisosteus oculatus (spotted gar)
Lineage: Eukaryota; Metazoa; Chordata; Actinopteri; Semionotiformes; Lepisosteidae
Gene: them4
Product: thioesterase superfamily member 4
Source: RefSeq, a predicted model, not a curated record